AUGGUUGGGGCUCAUGAGCAUCCACGUCCCGACGGAAAUCGAGUGCCUGGCCACCGGAGGCUGGAGUUUCCCGUCAAAUGGAUGACGAUGAUCGAACUUGAACGGAGAUGCUUGAGGACGACGGCGAAGGGCUCGGCAGUUCACGGUGGUCGCGAUGGUUUUCGGGUGUCGCAAAUCCGGCCUCGCGACGGCUCAGCAGCGAUUUGUCGGGCUUGCAGGGGUUCGCCGGUGGUCUCGUCCUCCUGGGUGGUGGCUUCGGAUCCGAUUCGGCGGCGUGUUCUCCUCGUCGGUGGCUUGGACGAUUUAUAUGCUGAAGGGAUUCGGGGUUUAAACGAACAAAAUUGCGAGACGAGAGAUGAGAGAGGUUCUGGGUGA
This is a messenger RNA of Striga asiatica, 375 nucleotides long. NCBI's taxonomy places the organism in Eukaryota, Viridiplantae, Streptophyta, Magnoliopsida, Lamiales, Orobanchaceae. The record is from the annotation of a GenBank genome assembly.